UGAAUUAAUUUUGUCUUACAGUUAUCUUCGAUUAACCGGACAAAAGCAUCAGAGGUGAACUGAAUCCAUGAGGCUGACCUAUCAACUUGCAGUUGAAAUUUACGGAUUCUAAUCGUUUCGGAUCCCUCUGCUUCGGUUUCAAUAGCCGUCUAGGGUUUUGAUGUCGUGUAACUGCUUACUGUGGUCGAGUUCUGCUGGCCACGUUUGAUGAAUGCUGUCAUGGAGCAAGGCAAGGAAAAUGACGCAUCAUCUCUGAUAGAGCAGCUUGGUCGUGCAUUUCUUGAACUAGAAGCUCGCAAGGAUGCUUUGGAGGGUAACAUUCAGUGGGAUGAAAUUAAGCAGCAUUUCCAUGGUCUUGAGAUUGCUUUGAAGAAGAAACUUGAAGAGCUUGAAUCUAAGGAGAGGGAUUAUGAAAAGAAAGAAGGAGAAGUGCGUACACAGCUUGCAGAGAGAGAGGAAGAGGUUGCUUCUAAAGAACAAGACCUUUUAGAUCGGGUGCAGGAGCUAAAAGACACUGCUGUUGCUGCCAUUGUAGAGGCUCGUGGAAGUCACCAGGCAACAUCAUUGGAGUCUGUAGAUGAAGGGGAGAACAAAGAUAACAAGGUAAGAAGUUCUUUUGGUGAUGAAAAUUCCCAAGAGGAUGAUUUUCCGUGUAGAUUGGGUGAGAAUGAGGUUAAGCCACGUCCAGAGCUGACACAUUUUUGUGAGCAAAUGGAUGCAAGAGGUCUUCUGAAUUAUAUUGUGGACAAUAAAAAAAAUAUUUCUGUCUUUCGUGAAGAACUGUCUAUUGCACUUGAAAGUGCAACUGAACCAGCCCACAUGGUGCUGGAUUCACUGGAGGGGUUUUACCCCACCAAUGAAACCACCCAACUAGGAGAUAAAAUGGAUGCUGCCCUUCAGGGCAUGCGCAAAUCCUUUAUUAUAAUUAUGGAAGCCUUGGCCACCUUAUUGGCAAGGGCUGAGCCAGAUACUGAUCACCUUCUGAACCCUCAAACCAAGCAGCAAGCCAAGGCAAUUGCUGAUGAGUGGAAGCCUAAGUUGGCUAAAGUCACUGAUGCUGCCAAUAGAAAUUCAUUGGAGGCAGAGGCAUUCUUGCAGCUUCUUGCGACUUUUAGGAUUGCCUCAGAGUUUGAUGAAGAAGAACUCUGCAAGCUUGUUCUUGCAAUUGCUCAACACAGGCGGGCUCCUGAGCUCUGCCGUUCUCUUGGGUUAACUCACAAAGUGCCAGAUUUAGUGGAAUUACUAAUCACUGAUGGGAAACAAAUCGCAGCUGUACAUUUUAUUCAAGCCUUCCAGCUUAAGGAAAGAUUUGCCCCUGUGCCCCUCUUGAAGGCAUACCUUAAGGACCUGAGGAGAAAUUCACAAGGAAAGGUCGGAGGUAGCGUUGCUGGUGAGAAGGAUGACGCUAAUGCUCAAGAGCUUGCGGCCCUUAAAGCUGUAAUCAAGUGCGUCGAAGAAUACAACCUUGAAUCCGACUACCCACUUGAUCCACUUCAGAGGAGAGUUGCUCAGCUAGAUAAAUUGAAGACAGAUAGAAAGAGAGGUGGAGAAUCCAGCAAACGUCAGCAACCAAAGAAGCCAAAGGCCAAUGGAGGAUAUUUCACAUUCCGUCCAUCAGCUGCUGGCAGCGCUGCAGCAUCUACCAUUUUAGGUAGGCGGCUUCCGCCUGUUAGAGGAGCGUAUUCAGGGAUUCCGGGCCAGUAUCCUCAUGCAAGCGCUAUUACGUAUGGAUAUGAUUAUCAAGUUCCUGGCCAAUCCAUAUACUCGCAGCAGGUAAAUGACCAAAGAUUGCCCUUUUAUCCUCAUGAUGAUAGGGUCGCUGCUCCUUCUAAUUAUGGUAGCUACAUGGGUGGUAGCAGUGGUGUCCAAUCAUCUCACCAACCUUAUAUGUAAUUUCGAGUUUCAAGCUUUGUGCGAACUGGGAAGGAAAGCCAGGAGAGAUGGGAGGUUGAGCCUUUGGUUGUUUAACAUCUUUCGGCCGUGUGCCUUCUCUGCUCUAACAUCUUUCUGGGUUUCUAAUGUUUAUUUACUUUAGGAAAAAUAUUUUCUUGGCCUGUGCUUUUAUAUCUACUCUCAUGGUAAGAGAUAACGCUGUUAUGCCCAUAAUAGUAUGAAGUUAAGAGUGAAAGUUUCCGGUAGGAACUACUGAAGCGUUGGUUUUGGGAGGGGGGGGGGGAUCUUAGAUAUAGGUAUUUACUAUUUUUCAUUUAUAUUCUACCUAUUUAGACAAAUUCGAAGACUGGAGUUUAGAAUUACAUCACCCUUACCUCUCUGUCUCAUCUUCUCUUCAUCAAGACACUAUUUGCUAUCAUGUUUCACCUAUAUUUUAAUAGAGAUACAUAAUUCAUGGACUCUAGCA
Prosopis cineraria is the source of this 2359-nucleotide messenger RNA. RefSeq names its product FRIGIDA-like protein 3. Lineage: Eukaryota; Viridiplantae; Streptophyta; Magnoliopsida; Fabales; Fabaceae. The transcript is spliced from 4 exons. The record is from RefSeq and is a predicted model, not a curated record. The coding region runs from base 208 to 1893 and encodes 561 amino acids.